Molecule: messenger RNA, 3311 nt
Organism: Linum trigynum
Lineage: Eukaryota; Viridiplantae; Streptophyta; Magnoliopsida; Malpighiales; Linaceae
Source: the annotation of a GenBank genome assembly
GGGAAGACGAUAAUUAAGAAAGAACUUCAAAACUUCAAAUAAAGUGUAGAGUUGUAUGUGUAGUUCAGAGGGGCUAUAUUUUCUCUCGUUUCUUAAUAUUUGAUCUGAAAUUAUAACGUGUAUAUUCAUGUGUUUACAAAAUAAUAAAAAGUGGCAGGCAUAUUCAAAUUAAAUAGUUUGACAUGACUUCCUCCCAUGUACCAUCUACACAAAUGCUUAGUCUACAAAAGGUUCUUUAAACUUCAUGGGACGUUGCAUGAAAACGAUGUGGAGAUAAUAAUGAUUACACUAUUAAGCUACUAAUCAGUAAUCACCAUCACAAAUUGCAUUAUUAUUAAAAACUAAUCGACGGAUAUGGAAGAAAGGACGAAGGAAUAAAGAUAUUUGCAAGAUCUUAAACUGAGGGUUUUUUUUUCUGUCCAAUGUCAUUUUCAUCCAGCUGCAACCCACAAAAUUUCGUGGAUAAUUACAUUAAUUAGUGAUGAAAACAAAGCAAGAAAGCUCCAAAGUUUGGAAAAUUUUGUGAAGUCAUUUCACUUUCUAUAACAGCAUAAAAGAACUAUAUUCUUCUCACUAACAAUUGUGGCGGAAGGCCCUCUUCUUGUUAAAAUACUUCAUGAUCAUUCAUUAUUAUCACACUCGAACUUCAUAGAGGUCUUCUACGUGACUACGUACCUCGACACUUCAACGUCCAAGCAUAUUGGAAAGCUCCUCACAGAUGAUCACACAAAAAUUGUCGUGAAUGAAGUUCAAAUUACUAAUCUCAUAAUUAAAACACGAGGCGAUCAACUACCAUGAUAAUAAAUCCUUGUGCUUUUGUUUCUAAGGGGUCGCUUGGAAGUUAGUGAUUGUUAAACAGAUCCAUUGUUGUGAAUGCAUGUACAAUAUUCUACAUGUAUAGUAGAAUUUGAUGCAUUGUAAUAUACAACGUCCGGUAUCUGUGAUUGUAUGUCACAUCAGCUAAAAGGUGAGACAAAAUAAUUCCAACUCAACAAUUACUGCUAAAAGUUGAGAUAUAACAAUCACUCAAUUUGAGUGAUAGUUUCUGUCACAUAACAAAAACAAUCCAUGUUAUUGUUUCUGUUAAAAAAUCAAAAGAAUGAUUCAUUCUAAAUAAUACAUGCAUAAUAACUAUCUCACCAAAACAAUCGUUCCUAAAAAAAAAUCAAUCGUAACUUCCAAACCAUCGCUAAGUUACGAUGAGUUGCCAUCGUGGUUCAAUUGGGCUCCAAUGCGGAUCCCUCGACCAAAUGGAACCAUAAAUUAUUUUGGACUUUCGGCCCAACAACUUUAAAAAAAAAAAUAAUUCAUAAUAGGUCAUUCAUUGUUCGAAGCGGGAAUUAAUCGGGUCAUCUCUUAUCUUUUCCGGGUCCCAUUCUUUUCGAAUUCAUUUUCCAGUUCGAAAACCCUUUCUACCAAAUCUCCGAUCGACUCUUCCCUCAACUCGCCGCCGUCCUUCUCCAUAGACCCUACUCCGGCGCCGUUGUUUCCUGCAAUUCUCAGUCGUGGAAUACCAGCCGUCAUUUAAGGUUUGCUGUUUCGAUCUCUUUCCUGACCAAGCUUGUUCCAUUUAUUAGUCCCGAUGUCAUGACUUCGAAUUUAGAAUCUCGAUGUUGAAUUCCAUUCGUAGAUGCUAUUGCGAUGUUGGAUAACAAAUCAAUCGAUCUAUUUUCUUGGGCCAAGAGAUGGUUUUCCCAAUUUGUAUUUUUGAUGGUAUGUUCAGCUAGGUGCUGAGUGGAGAGAUGGAUCCAGAUUCAGUGAAAUCGACUUUGUCCAAUUUAGCUUUCGGGAAUGUAAUGGCGGCAGCGGCUCGCGACUACCAGAAGGAAAUACUUGCUCAAGAGAAGGCUCAGCCUUCUGCAAACCAAGAGAUUGACCUUGAUGAGUUGAUGGACGAUCCAGAGCUAGAAAAACUACACGCUGACAGAAUCGCUGCACUGAAGAGAGAAGCUGAGAAGCGAGAGUCCCUUAAGAGGCAAGGACACGGAGAAUACAGGGAGAUAACUGAAGGGGAUUUCUUGGGUGAAGUCACGAAGGGUGAUAAAGUCAUUUGCCACUUCUAUCACAAGGAGUUUUACCGCUGCAAGAUAGUGGAUAAGCAUUUGAAGGCUCUGGCUCCGAAGCAUGUGGAUACCAAGUUCGUGAAGCUGGAUGCUGAGAAUGCUCCCUUCUUUGUUGCUAAACUUGGAAUAAAAACUCUGCCUUGCGUCAUACUGUUCAGGAAAGGGAUUGCAUCGGAUAGACUGGUGGGAUUCGAAGAUCUCGGUGGUAAAGAUGACUUCCCAACUACAAGGAUCGAGAACUACUUCAUAAAGAAAGGUAUCAUUAGCGAGAAGAAGAAAGGCAACGAGGAUGACGAGGAAGAGUAUGACGAAAGCCGUCGCAGGACAGUGAGAUCGUCUUUGGAUGCUGAUUCUGACUCGGAUUAAGUGAGAAGAGAAGUAUGCAGCAGCGGGUCACCUCUCUGAUUCGUAAAAUGUACUUUUGUUAUAAUGUCGAUAAGAGAAGUAAGCUCUUGCCUUCUGAAAGUUCAGCCUCGUGGCAGUAAAGAGAAGUUCAGCCUCGUAGCAGUAAAGAGUAAACUCUUCUUCUCCUGAUCGGUUGAGUGGGAUUCCUACCUAGCUCAGCUGCUGUAUUUGGUGUUAACUAGAGAUUCUAGUUUGUAUGGUUAGGAGUAGGGUUGCAAAUGAGCCGAGUCGAGUUUUACCCCAGUUUGAGCUCGGCUCGUUUAUUAACGAGUUGAGUCGAGCUCGAGCUAACUUGUUUAAUAAAAUCUUGACUUUUAUUUGGUACUUCAUUUUGUAUAUCAUGACACGUAUGAUUUAUUUUGUUAGCUAAUCUCAUAUGAUACUUUGUUGGUAUCAUAUAUCAUUUAGUUAAUAAAUUUUAACUACUCCAAAUCGUGUUAUUUUAUAGUAUCGAAGCUAUCUAUGAUACAUAAUUUCUUUUUAAAGUAGAAAAUAAUAUAUAUUUGCUAUGAAUUAAAAAUCAUAAGAUAUAGAUUGAUUCGUCCAUAACUUGGUACUUGAGUUGGCUCUCUAGCCAUAUGUUGAGACAUAUCAUGAGUAGCUCUAAACGAGCCAGCUCACGAGUUAAGCUCAACAAGUCACCGAGUCGAGCUAGCUUCACGAGCUGAACAAAGCUUAGCUCAUGUUCGGCUCAUUUAUUAACGAGUCGAGUUUCGAAUGAGCUUUUCUCGAGUCGAACACUGGUUGGUGAAGUACCCAUUUGGUACAGAAAUUACCCGGCCAACAAACUAGUUUUAUAAAGAAAAAGGUUUCCGCGGCCCGCAAAAAAGUGCUCAUCCUCGC